AGACAGCUUCGUCAACAACGGUUCGACCACUGUUUGAGCGACGCCAGCAGGACCCUCAGUCCAUCUCGGAUUCUACUCGUUCCAUGAUCCUACACAUCAUGACCUUACGUAACGAUUCCAGCCGUGGCGGAGGCUUGCUCUACCAAACUCUCCUGAAAGUGUCUUGCAAGCCUCCUGCUCCUCAUGGCGGCCGAGAUCGCUUUCCACAAGACUCCAGAAAGGCAUCAGAGCCGAUGGCUUUUCCUUCAAAAGACGGUGGACCGCCGUGUCUGCGGUGGAUCUGCCAUUUCUAACGCAAUGUCGAUGAGAGAUCGUCGUCAAUAAAUUGAGAGAUAUCCUGCGUCUGCAGUACUAAAUCACUUGGCGACGACUGUCACUGGAGUGUUGCAAGCACAAGCUGCAGGCCACGACACACCAUGAAGCUUGUCCAGAACAUAGCGGGCUUUCCGCGCCUGCUGCUGGCCGGGAACCCCUCGAAACUCGACCUUGGCAUGCUUGGGGUGGGUAUACUCAGUGCAAUUGCAUCGGGCGUGCCUUUUCCUUUGAUCGGUAUUAUCUUUGGCCAGCUUCUCGAUGACUUCAACUCGGCAACGUGCAGUGCAUCCAGCACAUCCGAGUCCGAUUCCGACUACCAAGGCAGCAUCAACGACAAGAUCUUGUUAAUCGUGUACUUGGCGAUAGCCCAGUUCGUGCUGAUCUAUGUGCACCUUUCGUUUUGGACUCUGAACGGCGCUCGUCUCGCCCAGCGACUACGGGAAACCUAUCUACAGAAUUUGCUACGACAAGAGCCGUCUUUCUUUGACAAUCUUCCCCCAGGAGAGGUUGCUUCUCGACUUAAUGGCGACAUCCAGACCAUUCGCUCGGGCACAUCCGAGAAAGUGGGCAUUUGCCUUGCAAGCUUUUCCUUCUUCGUCACAGCCUACAUCGUCGCUUUUAUCAAGGACUCCAAGCUAGCGGGAAUGUUGGUCUCGUUGAUUCCGGCCUACUUCUUGAUGUCAUUUGUUGGAAGUCAUUAUAUUGAGAAAUAUUCCGGUCUUAUGUCAAAUUACGCCGCUACCGCCGCAUCGAUUGCAUCGGAAGCCCUGUCCAACUUUGUGGUGGUACAGGCAUUUAGCGCCAAUGCUCGACUCGAAGAGAAGUUUUCCAAAGCGCUAAAGUCGUCGGAACAUGAGGGUCUGAAGAAGGCUACAGCAGUCGGUAUACAGUCGGGCGUCUUGUACUUUAUCGCUUACUCUGCAAAUGGCCUUGCGUUUUGGGAGGGAAGUAGGAAAAUCGCCCAGGCAGUUGCAGAUGACUCGAGCGGAACCACUGUUGGAGCCACUUUCACAGUCAUAUUUAUUCUUGUCGAAGCGACUUUGCUUUUGAGUCAAGUCGCACCCUUCCUUCAUCUGUUCACAGCUGCGGUGGCAUCUUUCGAAAAGUUGCGCGGAGACAUUGAUCGCCAGCCAUUGAUUGAUGGUACGGCUACUUCGGGUCUUCGACUCUCACAGGCAGAGGGUGGAUUUGAGCUGAAGGAUGUUUCGUUCACCUAUCCAUCCAGACGAGAGGUUACUGUACUUGAUAAAGUCAGUCUUUCGAUUCCCGCCAACAAGCAUACUGCCAUCGUAGGCCUUUCAGGGAGUGGCAAAUCUACCAUUGCAGGGCUAGUCACAAGGUUGUAUGAUCCAACGGCGGGACAAAUCUUCUUUGACGGUCACGAUCUUCGAGAAGUCAAUACUCGUGACCUGAGAAGCUUUCUCAGCCUGGUCCAGCAAGAACCUUCCCUACUCGACCGGUCUCUCCUCGAAAACAUCGCACAUGGCUUGAUGAAUUCUGGUGACCCCAACCAUAACCAUCUAAAACCAAUCCUGUUGGGCUCUGCUCUUGCAGAGCUGGCAGGAGAAGUGAGAGAAGGUCAGGACUUGAUGCAAGCGGCAGAGAAGCAUGGCUCUGAAGUUCUCGAAAUCGUCAUCUUAGUACAAGAAGCUGCUAGGCUCGCAGAUGCAGAUGCUUUCAUUUCUGCAUUGCAGCACGGAUAUGGCACGGUUGUUGGAUCCAGCGGACGUCUGAUUAGUGGUGGUCAAAAACAAAGAGUAUCUCUUGCGCGUGCUCUUGUCAAGAACCCAGCAGUACUUAUCUUGGAUGAAGCAACAGCUUCCUUGGACUCAAGAAGCGAGCAGCGCAUCCAACAGGCUAUCUCGAACAUUGCCAGUGGAAGAACCGUGAUCACCAUCGCCCAUCGAUUAUCGACAAUCACCAGCGCUGACAAUAUCGUCGUUAUGCACAAGGGCCAUAUUGUGGAGCAAGGAGAUCAUUCAACGCUGAUGGCGAAGAAUGGUUCUUAUGCCGAGCUGGUCAAGUUGCAAACUCUCCGUUCUGCAUCCGACAAGAACGAAACAGCUAGUCUUGGUAGCACCAGCAAGACGCAGGCCUCCUCAACAGAAGACGAACUCGAGUCGAGCCAUUCAAAUGGCCUUGGAGAAGCCGAGAAAAAGAUGCCCUCAGCAACUGAAACUCAGGUCGUCGACAUUCCUGAAGAGGCGGACGAACCAGAAACUCCACCAAAAUCCCUAUGGGCUCUUGUGCGAGGAUACGCCCCAGCCCUAAGGCCACACCUGCUCUUCAUCUUUGCCGCACUUCUUGGCUCGAGCAUUGUCGGAGGAGCAUUCUCUGGCGAGGCCGUGAUUUUUGGAAACACUGUCGGAAGUCUGAACCCGUGCAACAGCCCGGACGAUAUCCGAUCCAAAGGUAACUUCUUUGGGCUUAUGUUCUUCGUUCUUGCAAUCAUCGAAUUCUUUGCAAAUGUGGCUAGUUGGGCGGGAUUCGGAUGGGUCUCUGAGAAAGUGGUAUACACUGUCAGGGUCUUGUCAUUCCGGUCACUGCUAGAGCAAGAUCUGCAGUGGCAUCAAUCGAAAGGCCGAACACCUCCUUUGCUACUUUCUUAUAUCACCAGGGAUGGCAACGCGUUGGCUGGACUGAGCGGUUCUGUGAUUGGGACACUAUUCUCCAUCACAGUCAACCUCAUCGCUGCCAUCAUAUUGACGCAUAUCAUUGCCUGGAGGAUCGCUUUGGUUUGCCUGGCUUUGGUACCACUUCUCCUGGGUGCCGGCCUCAUGGAGCUCCACGUGCUUGGGAAAUUCGAGGAACGUCAUGAGAAUGCGUAUACCAAGUCGGUUGACAUUGGUGUCGAAGCAGUCACUUCUAUCAAGACAAUUGCUUCACUUUCUCUCGAGGAAGAAACGCUAAAGACAUAUCAGCGGUCUUUGAAAGGUCCUCGCAAGGAGACACUCACAGUUACCUUGCAAGCAAGUCUUUGGCAGGCAAUGACAUACUUCCUGGGCAAUCUCGUCAACGCACUGGCAUAUUGGUGGGGAUCCAAACAGAUCUUGGCAGGCAACUAUACUCAGACGCAGUUCCUGAUAGUGGUCUUCUCUCUUCUUGUCAGUGCCCUACUUUGGAGCCAAAUGUUUGCCCUCGCACCAGAGCUUUCCAGUGCUCGAGCAGCAAUGGCGAGACUACUUGGACUCAUUGAGAUAGGAUCCGAUAAAAUGACAGGCCAUGCACACCCUGUCUCUCCAACGACACCCUCUUCCAUUGAGGAAAAAUCCCUCGAAGCAGCUACCGAGCCAAACAGCACAGCAUCAGCCGUCCACCUCCAAAACAUCCACUUCUCCUACCCUGCCCGACCAGACAUCAAAGUCCUCAGCGGCCUAAACAUCAACAUAAAACCCGGCCAAUUCGCCGCCCUCGUCGGUCCCAGCGGCGCAGGAAAAUCAACAAUCAUUUCCCUCGUCGAACGCCUCUAUACACCACAAUCAGGCUCUAUCCUCAUCGACGGCCGCGACAUCACAUCCCCAGACUGCUCCACAACCUUCCGCAACUCCAUCGCCCUCGUGCCCCAGGAAUCUGUCCUUUUCGAGGGAACCAUCAAAUUCAACAUCGCCCUCGGCUCCCGGCCAGGCCACGAAGCCUCCUUGUCCGAAAUAGAAGAAGCCUGCAAACUGGCCAACAUCCACGAUACCAUCGUCGCCCUUCCGGACGGCUACGACACUCUUUGUGGGCCCAACGGGAACCAAUUCUCUGGUGGACAAAAGCAACGUCUCUCGAUUGCGCGUGCGCUUGUCCGUAAGCCCAAACUACUCAUUCUGGACGAGUCAACGAGCGCUCUCGACGCGGAGUCUGAGAAGUUACUGCAGGAUGGACUUGAAAAGGCCGCGCAGGGAAUCACGGUUAUUGCGAUCGCGCAUAGACUACAUACGAUCCGGAAGGCGGAUGUCAUCUUCUUGAUAGAAGGGGGUGUUUGUAUCGAUGCGGGGAGUCAUGACGAACUGUUGGAGAGGUCGGAGAGUUAUAGGGCUAAUGUUUUGCACCAGACGGUUGCUACUUGAGUCUUCACUUGGUUUUGUUGCAUUCGUUUUUUUUUUCUUUGCAUUGAUUUCGCUGAGAAUCUAGCUUGAAGGAACAUACUUUAAAGUUUAUAGUUAAUCAGUAAUGGACAUGUUUGCCUUGUG
Messenger RNA from Aspergillus calidoustus, 4490 nucleotides. The record is from the annotation of a GenBank genome assembly. NCBI's taxonomy places the organism in Eukaryota, Fungi, Ascomycota, Eurotiomycetes, Eurotiales, Aspergillaceae.